GUUACCUAGUUUGGAAUUCCCCGGAAGUGAGGUGGCUACUUGGAGGAGCAAGCCAAAGAUAAACACGUAUCCGAGAGACUCAGGCGUCUUUGGGACUGGGGUAUAAAUGUUAGUAAACUAGACAGCGAAAUGCUUGAAGAAUGGGAACGUAAUUGGUCGUGAUAUAGUUGAGGGAGCCGACAUUUUGUAAUCCUAGUGAACGCCCCAAUCAAGGCGUUUGGAACAAGCUCAGCAAGUGCAUUCCGUGGCGAAAACGUCAUCGAAUCCAUAUUGCCCGCACAAUGGUGCGUGCAGCCCUGGUGACUGCCACCAGUCUGGCUCUGACUGGCGCAGUGAUUGCCCAUGCCUACUUGCUCAAACACCAGUUCUACCCCACUGUGGUCUACCUCACCAAGAGUAGCCCCAGUAUGGCAGUGUUGUACAUCCAGGCGUUUGUGUUGGUGUUCUUGUUGGGAAAGUUCAUGCGUAAAGUCUUCUUCGGACAGCUGAGAGCUGCAGAAAUGGAGCAUCUGAUAGAGCGAUCCUGGUAUGCCGUCACAGAGACGUGUCUGGCCUUUACCGUGUUCAGAGACGACUUCUCUCCCCGCUUCGUAGGCCUCUUCACCCUGCUGCUCUUCAUCAAAUGCUUCCACUGGCUGGCUGAGGACAGGGUGGACUUUAUGGAGAGAAGUCCUAAUAUAUCCUGGAUCUUCCACUUCAGGGUGCUCUCUCUGAUGGUGUUGCUGGGAGUCCUGGACUUCCUGUUUGUCAACCAUGCCUGUCACAGUAUCAUCACACGAGGGGCCUCUGUCCAGCUGGUCUUUGGAUUUGAGUAUGCCAUCCUGAUGACAAUGGUGCUCACCACCUUCAUCAAGUACACCCUCCACACUGUCGACCUCCAGAGUGACAACCCCUGGGAUAACAAAGCAGUCUACAUGCUCUACACCGAGCUCUUCACUGGUUUCAUCAAGGUCGUCCUGUACAUGGCGUUCAUGACCAUCAUGAUAAAGGUGCACACCUUCCCCCUAUUCGCCAUCCGGCCCAUGUACCUGGCGAUGAGGCAGUUCAAGAAAGCUGUUACGGAUGCUGUAAUGUCGCGGCGAGCCAUCCGCAACAUGAAUACACUUUACCCAGAUGCCACUCCUGAAGAUCUGCUGGCUUCAGACAACGUGUGUAUCAUCUGUCGUGAAGAAAUGGUGACUGGAGCCAAGAAACUUCCUUGCAACCAUAUCUUCCACGCAAGUUGCCUUCGUUCCUGGUUCCAGAGACAGCAGACGUGUCCUACAUGUCGUAUGGAUGUCCUCCGGGCCUCUAACCCCAACCAGCCUCCCGCCCCAGCGCCUGCCCAGCCUCCUGCCCCAGCAGCACCUGCCAACGCCCCUGUCCCUGGUCCACCUGGGAACGUUGGCCCUGGAAUGAUGCCCCACUUCCCCCCAGGGCUGUUUCCUUUCUGGGGCCCCUUCCCUGGAGCGGCCCCCCCUGCUGGUGCCCCAGGGGCCACAGAGGCAGUAGGGGCCACAGAGGCAGCUCAGACUCAGGGAGCUGGCACCACUGGGGCCAGUACAGUCGGUGCUGCUCCUGCUCCAGGAGGCCCUAUGCCUGGGUUCCCCUUCCCCUCUUUCCCUCCCCCACCGUUCCCCUCAGCUCCAUGGCUGACUAUGCCACCUCCACCGUUUGUGUCAUCCAUGCCCCCUCCUCCCCCGGCCCUGUCCACCAUGUCAGAGGCUGAGCUGAGGGAGCUGGAGCAGGAGGGCCGUAGAGGCCUGGAGGCCAGACUGCAGUGUCUCCACAACAUCCACACUCUACUGGACGCUGCCAUGCUCAACAUCGACCAAUACCUCACUACCGUCGCCACGCUCACUCCUCCUCAGUCAGAAACCAGCAGCGCUGCUGGCGAGGCCAGUGGAUCAUCUCCUCCCUCCACUAGUGCAGAAACCCAGGAGAAAGACUCUCAGAGCAGUACAGCCGCUGAACCUGAAGCUGUGAAUGGGGCCACAGGUUUCUCCCAGCCAGACUCUACCACGUUGGGCGACAGUGAAGACCAGAGGGAUGGAGAGGAAGUCGGGGAAGACGGAGAGCCCAACCCUUCAGAGCUGAGGCGCCGUCGUCUCCGCAAACUCGAGACCACACCCCCUCCACCUGACCACUAAAACAUGCCUACUGGUGCAUUCUGGGAACUUGACUUAUCAAUCAAUACAUUCGAUGACCAAUUAAUAAUUAUGGCUGUAUUUUAUUUCUCUCCUUUCCCCCCUCCUGGCUCUGUGUUUUGUGUUGUUUAAACUCAGACAGCCAAGAGAGAGGAGGAAGGAACAAGUUGUUGUUGUUGGAACACAU
Messenger RNA from Salvelinus namaycush (lake trout), 2313 nucleotides. RefSeq names its product E3 ubiquitin-protein ligase synoviolin-like. The transcript has 16 exons. Lineage: Eukaryota; Metazoa; Chordata; Actinopteri; Salmoniformes; Salmonidae. The record is from RefSeq and is a predicted model, not a curated record. Gene Ontology annotation, cellular component: cytoplasm. Bases 282 to 2129 code for a protein of 615 amino acids.